AUGGGCUCAACCGUUGAUGAUCACGACGAGAACUUUUGGCUCUUUGGCUACGGGAGCCUCAUCUGGAAGCCCCCGCCACACUUUGACAAGAGAAUCCCCGGCUGGGUCGACGGCUAUGUUCGACGGUUCUGGCAAGCCAGUGAGGACCACCGUGGCACGCCAGAGGCGCCUGGGCGCGUCGUCACCUUGAUCGAGCGUUCACACUGGGACACAUUGGGGGACCACCACCACGAUGCGCCCAAGAGCGUCUGGGGCGUCGCAUAUCACAUCAAGCCCGCAAAGGUAGCAGAGGUCAAGAAGGACCUUGACAUUCGCGAGAUCAAUGGGUAUUCCAUCCACUUUGCGCCCUUCCAGCCGGCCGACGGAUCAGCCGAGAUCAAGACCCUGGUGUACAUUGGGACGCCGGACAACGAGCAGUUUGUAGGAGUGCAGGACCCCCAGGAACUGGCGGCGCAUAUUCACAAGAGCGAAGGGCCCAGUGGACUGAACAAGGAGUAUUUGCUCAACCUGGACAAGGCCCUCUGUGAGCUCGACGCCGUGGCGGAUAGCCACAUUCAUGAUCUGGCAGAUCGUGUCAGAGCGCUGGAUGGUCCUUCACACGCGGAUCCAAGGUCGCCCGCGUUCCACCGCAACACCAGCACGCGGGAAGCAGAAGAAUUCGAAAAAACAGCGUGA
Molecule: messenger RNA, 675 nt
Organism: Emericellopsis cladophorae
Lineage: Eukaryota; Fungi; Ascomycota; Sordariomycetes; Hypocreales; Bionectriaceae
Exons: 4
Coding region: 1-675 (224 amino acids)
Biological process (GO): glutathione catabolic process
Cellular component (GO): cytoplasm
Molecular function (GO): gamma-glutamylcyclotransferase activity; glutathione specific gamma-glutamylcyclotransferase activity
Source: RefSeq, a predicted model, not a curated record